UGAACAAAUCAACCCCUGACUGAGGGCAAGUCGAACUCCCCGGCCCGUGACCAUUCAACCCAGAGAAGCAACCCCUCUUCAAAUUCAAGCUCCGACUGACAAUGCUGAGCAAUCUGUAGUGUCGUUUCACUGUCGAAAUGGAAAAUCCACACCCAAUUUUUACCACCCUAUUCCCCAUCAGACCCAUCCAAUCGGCCACCGUAUGCGGCCCUUUGGCCCUUGGCCUGGAGCACUGCCGAGUCUGCCGGAUAGACUCCUGGUAAUCGGAAGCAGUACGCCGCCGCCCAGCAUGACGACCGCCCUCGCGGCCCAGCAAGUCCUCCUCCUGCCGGCUACACUUCCAGAGACCGAGCAUCAGACUGAAGUUGAGCCACUUCAGAUGGAGACACUUCAGAUGAAACGGUGCAGGAGGCGCUGUAAUAGCUUGGGUUGUUGCACUAGACUAGGUAAUUGGAUGCGGCACGGAUGGUGGCCUGUAGGCCGUAGACGACAUGAGACGGCCCUGAGUUCGAUAUAUUCUCCAACCGCGACCUUAACGCAAAUGGCGCGGUUGAGAUGCUAGUUUCUCGCUUGGUUAAUUCGUGCGUUGUACGAUGGAGGUGAUGUGAUCUGUGCCGCUCGUCUGGGUGAUUGUGUUACAGGUGUGAUACACUUGCCGUUUUUGUUGACCAAGGUAUUGGCGAAGGUAUCGCCAACCCUCGACUACUGCGGUAAUCAACGUUGGUG
Messenger RNA from Parathielavia appendiculata, 726 nucleotides. RefSeq lists its product as uncharacterized. NCBI's taxonomy places the organism in Eukaryota, Fungi, Ascomycota, Sordariomycetes, Sordariales, Chaetomiaceae. The record is from RefSeq and is a predicted model, not a curated record. The transcript has a single exon. Bases 203 to 562 code for a protein of 119 amino acids.